UUCUUUCUUUCUAAUUACUCUCUCUCUCUCUCUCUCUCUCUCUCUCUCUUACUCACCCGUUUUGUGCCGUUGGGCGCAAAAAGUAGUGUGUUUGUGUGCAAGUAUAUGCUUGCAGAGAUGAGCACAGCCGAGGUUCCUCCGAAUAUGACCAUAUACAUCAACAAUCUCAACGAGAAAAUCAAACUUGAAGAGCUGAAGAAGUCUCUAUUCGCGGUUUUCUCACAGUUCGGCAAGAUCUUGGAGGUUUUAGCAUUCAAGACUUUGAAACAUAAAGGCCAAGCUUGGGUUGUCUUUGAAGAGGUUUCCUCGGCCACCAAUGCUCUCCGGCAAAUGCAGGGUUUUCCGUUCUAUGACAAGCCAAUGAGGAUACAAUAUGCAAAGACAAAAUCAGAUGUGAUAUCAAAGGCUGAUGGUACUUUUGUUCCAAGGGAAAGGCGAAAGAGGCAUGAUGAUAGAGCUGAGAGAAAGAAAAAAGAACAGCAUCAUGAUGCUAAUCAAGCAGGGAUGGGUUUAAAUUCUGCUUAUGCCGGUGCCUUUGGUGCAACACCUCCUCUUUCACAAUUACCAUACAUGGGAGGGGCAAAGUCUGUUCUUCCAGAGGCACCUGCUCCACCGAAUAACAUUUUGUUUGUUCAAAAUCUCCCUGCUGAUACGACUCCCAUGAUGCUGCAAAUGCUGUUCUGCCAGUACCCCGGGUUUAAGGAGGUUAGAAUGGUAGAAGCAAAGCCAGGAAUUGCUUUUGUUGAGUAUGGAGAUGAGAUGCAAUCAACAGUUGCAAUGCAAGGUCUACAGGGUUUUAAGAUAACCCAACAGAAUCCAAUGCUCAUUACCUACGCAAAGAAAUAGACACAGGGCUUGCCUUGGGAGAUGUCUGGCCUUUUGCUAGUCCUAUUUGAGAACAAGGCUGCAUUCAGAGUUUCACCAACCAGGAUACAGACUGCUCUAAACUAUUAGUCUUAAGGGAGAUUAUAUAUGUUUCCUUUUUUAGAAUUUUAUUUUUGGUUACUUUUUUAAAUGAAACUUGAUUGGAAAAUGUCCAUGUAGCAUGUAUUAUUGUUAGUCACUCUUGAUCUCUUUUUCCUCA
This is a messenger RNA of Macadamia integrifolia, 1084 nucleotides long. Its product is annotated as U1 small nuclear ribonucleoprotein A. The transcript has 5 exons. Gene Ontology annotation, molecular function: U1 snRNA binding. The record is from RefSeq and is a predicted model, not a curated record. Gene Ontology annotation, biological process: mRNA splicing, via spliceosome. Gene Ontology annotation, cellular component: U1 snRNP. NCBI's taxonomy places the organism in Eukaryota, Viridiplantae, Streptophyta, Magnoliopsida, Proteales, Proteaceae. The coding region runs from base 106 to 846 and encodes 246 amino acids.